Hibiscus syriacus is the source of this 1602-nucleotide messenger RNA. Its product is annotated as homeobox protein SBH1-like. Gene Ontology annotation, molecular function: DNA binding; DNA-binding transcription factor activity, RNA polymerase II-specific. The transcript has 4 exons. Gene Ontology annotation, biological process: regulation of DNA-templated transcription. Bases 404 to 1399 code for a protein of 331 amino acids. The record is from RefSeq and is a predicted model, not a curated record. Gene Ontology annotation, cellular component: nucleus. NCBI's taxonomy places the organism in Eukaryota, Viridiplantae, Streptophyta, Magnoliopsida, Malvales, Malvaceae.
GCUAGCAAAAGAGGGAGAAAGAUUUAUUCAUCGGGAAGGUAAAAGCUCAUAGCAUUUCUGCCACUGCCUUCUUCUCUCUGUGUUAUCUUCCUUUUUCCAUCUGCAAAUUCUACUGUUUCACAGCAAACUCUUUUGUUUAAACUCUUUUGUUUCUUUCUUAGAAAGAAGAGCAAAAAGCAAAGCUCGAGUGUGUAAAAGAUUCAUGCAUGAUGCUAAUGAAGAACUAGGAAAAGCCACAAGUUUAUAAUUGGCUGCCCGCCUUAGGAUUUCCACUAAAAUGUCUGGUUUAUUUGUAGCAUUAAUCUCGGGAGAGUUUUAGGGCAAAAAUAGAUUGUGUUGGGGGUGGAGAACAACUAGGAAAAAGAAGAGAGAAGAAAUGAUAAGACAGUGAGAGAGAGAAUUAAUGGAAGGUGGUUCUAAUAGCACUUCUUGCAUGAUGGAUUUUGGACACAACAAUACAAGUAAUGGACUAUGUCCAACGUCGAUGAUGAAUCCUCCCAUGACUUCUUAUCAUCGUCAUCAUCAUCAUUCUAAUUUGGACUCAAACCCCUUAUUUCUUACUACCAGUGGCUCCUCUAUGAUUCUCGACCAUCACAGCAACAACACAGCGUGUUGUUUCAUGGAGUCGAGCAACGAUGGCGGAUCUAUCAAGGCCAAGAUCAUGGCUCACCCACACUAUCAACGUCUCCUGGCCGCCUAUGUCAAUUGUUACAAGGUAGGAGCGCCGCCUGAAGUGGUGGAGAGAUUGGAAGAAGCAUCCGCGGCGGCCACCGUCGGUGCUACCAGCAGCGGCAACAUAGGUGAAGAUCCAGCUCUUGACCAGUUCAUGGAAGCUUAUUGUGAGAUGUUGACUAAAUACGAGCAAGAGCUCACGAAACCUUUCAAAGAAACCAUGCUUUUUCUACAAAGGGUUGAGUGUCAAUUCAAAGCCCUCAAGGUUUCCUCUUCCAGUUCUGCUUGUGGUGAAGCUUUUGACAACAACGGAUUAUUGGAGGAAGAUGUCGAUGUCCAUGCAAACAAUCCCCUAGCGGAAGACGGAGAACUUAAAGGCCAGCUUUUGCGGAAGUACAGUGGAUAUUUAGGCAGCCUGAAGCAGGAAUUUAUGAAGAAGAAGAAGAAAGGGAAGCUACCUAAGGAAGCCAAGCAACAGCUACUGGACUGGUGGAGUAGACAUUACAAAUGGCCUUACCCUUCGGAGUCGCAAAAGCUUGCCCUCGCGGAGUCGACCGGUCUGGAUCAGAAGCAAAUCAACAACUGGUUCAUUAAUCAAAGGAAACGGCACUGGAAACCGUCCGAAGAUAUGCGGUUUGUGGUGAUGGACGGUACCCAUCCGCACUAUUUCAUGGACAAUGUUAUGGGAAAUCCUUUCCCCAUGGAUCUUUCAUCUGCAUUUCUCUGAAGAAUUGAUGAAAAUGGGAUAUCAUUUCUGCUAAGCUGCAAUGAAAUUUUAAGGCAAGACUGCAUAUUAUAUAUGCAAACUAUCAUAACUAAUAUGAUUGGAGAAAUCUAUUUGUAUCAUGUUAUUAUAUUCUGCAAGUCUGCAGUUUUAUAUGUAUAUCAGUUUUUGUAUUUUAUUCCGAGAACGGACAUCAGUUUAGGUAU